Molecule: messenger RNA, 1362 nt
Organism: Miscanthus lutarioriparius
Lineage: Eukaryota; Viridiplantae; Streptophyta; Magnoliopsida; Poales; Poaceae
Source: the annotation of a GenBank genome assembly
AUGAAGAAUCAGCUCGUGGCGUUGCUGGUACUACUGAUCGCGCUCCCCGUGCGCGCGGUGCCUGUCUCCGGCGCCGGCGUCGUGGCGGCGCUGCUCACGCACGCCGACGCCGGCCGCGGCCUCGCGACGCCCGAGCUCGUGCGGCGAAUGGCGCACCGCGCCCGGGCGCGCCGCCGGCUCCUGUCCGCCUCUUCGCACGACGAGCGCCCCGCCGUGCGCGCGGGGCUCGGCACCGGCGGCGGCGGGAUCGUGACGAACGAGUACCUGAUGCGCCUGGCGGUCGGCACGCCGCCGCGGCCCGUGGCGCUGACGCUCGACACCGGGAGCGACCUCGUCUGGACGCAGUGCGCGCCAUGCCGGGACUGCUUCCACCAGGGCCUCCCGCUCCUGGACCCCGCGGCGUCCUCCACGUACGCCGCCCUCCCCUGCGGCGCGGCGCGGUGCCGCGCGCUCCCGUUCACGUCGUGCGGCGGCGGCCGGAGCUGGGGCGGCAACCGGAGCUGCGCCUACGUCUACCACUACGGCGACAAGUCGGUCACCGCCGGCAAAAUCGCCACCGACCGCUUCACCUUCGGCGGGGACAACGGCGGCGGCAAUGGCGAUGGCGACAGCCUCCCCAUGCGGCGCCUGACCUUCGGCUGCGGCCACUUCAACAAGGGCGUGUUCCAGUCGAACGAGACCGGCAUUGCCGGCUUCGGCAGGGGGAGGUGGUCGCUGCCCUCCCAGCUCAACGUCACCAGCUUCUCCUACUGCUUCACCUCCAUGUUCGAGUCCAAGAGCAGCCUCGUCACUCUCGGCGGCGAGCCGGCCGAGCUCUACAGCCACGCGCACCUCAGCGGGGAGGUCCAGACCACCCCGCUCCUCAAGAACCCCUCGCAGCCGUCGCUCUACUUCCUCUCGCUCAAGGGCAUAUCCGUGGGCAAGACACGGCUGCCGGUCCCGGAGGCCAAGUUCCGAUCGACGAUCAUCGACUCGGGAGCCUCGAUCACGACGCUCCCCGAGCAAGUGUACGAGGCCGUGAAGGCGGAGUUCGCGGCGCAGGUCGGGCUGCCGCCCAGCGGCCUGGAGGGGUCGGCGCUCGACCUCUGCUUCGCGCUCCCCGUGACGGCGCUCUGGCGCCGCCCCGCCGUCCCGUCGCUGACGCUGCACCUGGAGGGCGCCGACUGGGAGCUGCCGCGCGGCAACUACGUGUUCGAGGACCUCGGUGCGCGCGUCAUGUGCGUCGUGCUGGACGCGGCGCCCGGGGAGCAGACCGUCAUCGGCAACUUCCAGCAGCAGAACACGCACGUCGUGUACGACCUGGAGAACGACCGGCUGUCCUUCGCUCCGGCACGGUGCGACAGCCUUGUAGCUUCACUCUAG